AUGAACCGUCUUCGAUAUUUCUCGUCGAAGACGCCGCCGGUGGAGGCGUACAAGCAAGCAAUGUCUUCAUUCGGGUCGCAAGCCAUGAUCCUGACAGCGCCAGCUUUAUCGUCGUCUGUGUCCGAUUUGCACGGAAUGACACUUUCCUCGGUGAGCUCGCUCACCGUCAGUCCUGAACCCAUGGUCCAGUUCAAUUUGCAGGUGCCGUCCAGAACGUCGCAAACGCUGCACGAGUCCGGGUUCCUGGCGCUGCACAUCCUUCCUCCAGUCAAGGAGUCUGUGCGGCUGGCCAGGGCGUUUUCGAGAGGAACGCAGGGGAACUGUAUGACGAAGCCGUUUGAGGAGCUCAGAAAGGACGAGUGGUCGUACUUCACGACAGAAACCCUGAAAAUACCUGUUCUUUCGCUCGCCGAGCGGAUUUUGAUCUGUGAAAAGCACCAGGUGUUUCGUGUAUAUAAUCAUGAGCUAUGGACGUGUCGAGUGCGGGAGAUUGUCCAACGGGCCGUCGACGCCGACGUCACGGGCGGGCUACUCUACUUCAACCGACGGUUCCAUGCGGUGGGAGGGAAAUUGGAGCAUUAA
Ogataea parapolymorpha DL-1 is the source of this 582-nucleotide messenger RNA. RefSeq lists its product as uncharacterized. Gene Ontology annotation, molecular function: FMN binding; riboflavin reductase (NADPH) activity. NCBI's taxonomy places the organism in Eukaryota, Fungi, Ascomycota, Pichiomycetes, Pichiales, Pichiaceae. The transcript is spliced from 2 exons. Bases 1 to 582 code for a protein of 193 amino acids. The record is from RefSeq and is a predicted model, not a curated record.